Molecule: messenger RNA, 1517 nt
Organism: Cucumis melo (muskmelon)
Lineage: Eukaryota; Viridiplantae; Streptophyta; Magnoliopsida; Cucurbitales; Cucurbitaceae
Exons: 10
Coding region: 95-1366 (423 amino acids)
Cellular component (GO): cytoplasm
Source: RefSeq, a predicted model, not a curated record
UAUGAUCGGGGGUUUAGAGCGUAGGGUUUAAGAAGUCAGAAACUCCUACAGCAUCACUAGCUUACUUCUCCAAAUACUCGAAGAGCUCAUUCCAAUGGCGAUUUCAUUUCUUCUUCGAAGAACUUCACCCAGACACCUCUUUCAACCUCCCCUCCGUUCUUCUUCUUCUUCUUCUUCUUCUUCUCCACUUGUCCGAAACCUCUGUUCCCUUCUUUUCCGUGAUUCCACUUCAUGUAAUCGUCCAAAUUCUUGCCCUUCAUACACCAGAAGUUUUGUCUCUAUUCCUGAAGGUGGUUCCUCUGCUCUCGGUUCUGAUACUCGCGUUCCUGCCACUGUGAUCACUGGCUUUCUCGGUGCUGGAAAGACGACCCUCCUCAAUCAUAUUCUGACAUCUCAACAUGGCAAGCGAAUUGCGGUAAUCGAAAAUGAGUUUGGUGAGGUGGAUAUUGAUGGAUCUUUGGUUGCCAGUCACUCUUCUGUAGCUGAAGAAAUUGUUAUGGUUAAUAAUGGAUGCCUUUGCUGCACCGUGCGAGGUGAUCUGGUUAAAAUGCUCUUGGAGUUGGUCAAGAAAAAACGAGACAAGUUUGAUCAUAUUGUUAUUGAAACCACAGGCCUUGCUAAGCCAGGUCCAGUUAUAGAAACAUUUUGUACAGAUGAACUAGUUUCACGUUAUGUCAAACUCGAUGGUGUUGUAACUUUAGUAGACUCCAAACAUGCCAUGCAACACUUGAAUGAAGUGAAACCAAGAUUUGUGGUGAACGAGGCUGUAGAACAAGUUGCAUAUGCUGAUAGGAUUAUAAUGAACAAGAUUGAUCUUGUAAGUCCAGAAGAAUUGAAGCAACUGACACAGAAGAUUAAGCGAAUUAAUGCAAUGGCCCAAGUUAAGUUGACUAAGUUUGGAUCUGUUGACAUCGACUUUGUAUUAGGAGUGGGUGGAUAUGAUCUGGACAGAAUUGAUUCUCAAGUUGAAGCCAACACUUGUUCUGGAGACCACAAACAUGAAGCUCAACAUGAGCACCAUAAGGGACACGAUCAUCUUCAUCAUCAUCAUCACGACCACGUUCACGAUUCUGCUGUGUCUAGUGUCAGCAUUGUUUCGGAGGGAUUACUUGACCUUGAUGAGGUUGACGAUUGGCUCGAGCGAUUGAUCGAAGAGAAAGGAGAUGACUUGUAUAGAAUGAAAGGGGUGUUGAGUGUAAAUGGUUAUGACCAACGUUACGUCUUUCAGGGAGUGCAUUCUAUCUUGGAUGGGUGCCCAGGCAAAGCAUGGGGCUCUGAUGAACAGAGGAUUAACAAGUUGGUUUUCAUAGGAAAGAAUUUGGACGAAACUGCCCUUAGAAAAGGUUUUAAAGGUUGUUUAAUUUGAGAUAAAUUUGGUACACCAUCAGUUCCCAAUUUGGUAAUUUAGAGGCCCUUUUUUAAGAACAGUUGGGAGGUCUUAAUGUCAUUAUAAUUCUUAUAUGUACACUCUUUGUGUGCAUUUUCCACGCUAAUUGAGCUAUUUUUUCCUUUUAGAA